This is a messenger RNA of Cygnus olor (mute swan), 2577 nucleotides long. RefSeq names its product microtubule interacting and trafficking domain containing 1 (gene MITD1). The coding region runs from base 143 to 895 and encodes 250 amino acids. Gene Ontology annotation, biological process: midbody abscission. Gene Ontology annotation, cellular component: midbody. Lineage: Eukaryota; Metazoa; Chordata; Aves; Anseriformes; Anatidae. The record is from RefSeq and is a predicted model, not a curated record. The transcript is spliced from 7 exons.
GCGCUCGAGUUCCGAGGCGGGGGAAGGACAAGGGUGAGGCACAGCCCGUUCCCCCGCCUCGGUUUCUAUUUCCCCGGCAGCCGGUCGCCGUGCCCCGCCCGGUCCCCGUCCCCGUCCCCUCCCGGUCGCUGUCGCGGUGCCCAUGUCGCGGGCGGGGGGAGAUGGCACCGCGGCGCUGGAGCGGGCUGGGGCGGAGACGGUGAAGCGGGCGGUGGAGCUGGACCUGGCAUCUCGUUUCCAGGAGUCGCUGGUGUGCUACCAGGAGGGCAUCGACCUGCUGCUGCAGGUGGUCAAAGGCACAAAGGAUGAGGCAAAAAAGCAGCGUUACCGGCAGAAAAUAUCCGAGUACAUGACCAGAGCUGAAGACAUUAAAAAGCACAUUGAGAAAGAGAAACAAGAUGGCAAAUACCAUAAGCAAAUCAGGAUAGAGGAAAAUGCGACAGGUUACAGCUAUGAAAAGCUUUUCCAAGAGUAUCUGACUGAGAUUGUUUCUGAAGUUUGGGUGGAGGACCCGUACAUUAGGCACGUUCAUCAGCUGUAUAACUUCCUGCGGUUCUGUGAGAUGCUGGUUAAGGGGCCAUGCAAAGUGAAAACUAUUCACCUCCUCACUUCCUAUGAUGAAGGCAGUGGGAGGAAUCAACAGACAAGUGGCUUGGAAGAAAUAAAACAAUCAUUGAGGAAUUAUGGAGUAACGCUGAAUGUUGCAUUUUCAUCUUCAAUACAUGAUCGAGAAAUUAGAUUCAACAAUGGAUGGAUGAUUAAGAUUGGAAGGGGUCUUGAUUAUUUUAAGAAACCAGAGGGUCGUUUCAGCAUUGGAUACUGUGACUUUGACUUGCGACCUUGUCAUGAAACUACAGUGGACGUCUUUCAUACAAAACAUACAAAGAAAAUGUGAUCACUGCUUCUAGUGAGUGUUUUUAUAAGCAUAAAAAUGUAAUCAUGACUGGAAGAUACCGCUUGGGUCCAGCUGUCCACUACCAGAAGCAAAUCCAUAAUAGGUAUUUUGUCCAGCACUCCUUUUACAAUCUAUAGGUUUAAGAAUAUUUGUGCCUUUCCACUCUGAGAAAACAAAAUGAUGCAGUUCACCCACUGUGCUUAUUUAUGUUAUAAUCUUAAGGAAUACAAUCAAUGUCUAAAUUUGAGCUUAUGGAGAAGGGGUUUUAUACUAUACCUCAGUAUGGUCUCUCAAAGGCCUCUUUACUGUCAUUUCUAUUUUUACUAGUCUUGAGCAAAUUUUUGGGUUUGUGUCUUUAAUUGACCACCUCACAAACUUCUGUGGCUGAGGCACCGCUUCAACCCAUAUGUUCUCUUUGAUAAACAGCCCAUGUAUUUCAUCUGAUUCUUGUAUUCUGGUCAAGACGACUGUUCUGCUGUGUUUUUUAAUCAAUCCCUUAAUAAUUGACUUCACGGACUACAAGUAACCCCAAACGUAGCAUUCCGUUCUCUAAGCUCCUUGCGUGCAAACAUUGUAGUGUUCAGUAUGUAGACAUUUUAGAGUCUUCUUGUACAUUUCUCUGAAUAAUGGAUAUGGGGCUGGAAAGGAUGCAAGCAACGUUCUAGCUGUAUUCUUUUCACUAUUAUUCAUAUAUGUUCUUUUAUUCCCUGGUGCAUUUCCAUCCUUUGCAUUAGGCAUGGAAAAGCAUAUGAUCCUCUCCCAGUCUUCCUCUCAUUUUAAUGUCUGUCCUCUUAUUGCAAUCUGAACUGCAAUGACCUAUUGCCCUGCUACUUAGUCCCUUAAAAAAAGUAAUAACUAAAUUUUAAAUUAUUCUAGAAGUUGGAUACCCAAAACUUUGCUGUUAAUAUUGAUCCUAAGGAAUAUGCUAAUUGAAAAAAAAAUGACAAAAAACUUUUCCGUCUUCCCUUCAUCCUCUGGAAACCGGAAAUUAUCACCUGAGCUGCUGCUGCUUUUUCUCCUAAAACAAGAUUUUUUAACGAUUGCCAGAAAAAUUGCCUAUUCUGACAUGCAGAACAGGCAGUGGCCUCUUUUGCAGGUCCCAUAAAGAAUUUUCAACCUCAGGACUGACAGGUGCCUUACGCUUUCUAUGCCUUGUAAUACAAUAUGUUUCUCUAUUCUAGUUUUAAGCCCCUGGGCUGUGGUCUUGUACCAGGACCACAAGAGGCAGCCCUGGUCUUCCUUCUCUUGCACAUUGCUAGAACUUUUUCUUUCCUAUGUUUCUUUUUCCUGAUGGCUCAUGUAUUCCACUAUCCUUUUUUUUUCUUUUUUUUUUUUUGCUUUAUUCCUCUUUCACCUUCUGUCAUUGAUUGCUGUUAUUCUUUUAGUCUUACCUGUGAUGAGACGUAUCUAUUCCACAGCUGUCAACAGCUGCUCUUUGCCUUGUUUUCUGGGUGACAAGUUGCAUCUUCAUUUUGCAUAAUAAUGUCUCAGCUUUUCAGUGUUAAAUCAGAAAAAGAGUAACGUGCCACAGAAGCUAUACGCUAUCUCCCUAAACAUUCUGUAGAAGCUCUCCGUCGUGCUGCUGUGAAAAUGUGUCUAGUCACUGUCAUCAAUUUUACUCAGUUGUGUGUAAUAUGUGCCGAUUUUUAAUGUGAAUAAAGGUUAUUUUUUAUGAUUUGUAA